Pecten maximus is the source of this 3175-nucleotide messenger RNA. RefSeq names its product F-box only protein 9-like. Gene Ontology annotation, cellular component: SCF ubiquitin ligase complex. Lineage: Eukaryota; Metazoa; Mollusca; Bivalvia; Pectinida; Pectinidae. The transcript is spliced from 14 exons. Bases 126 to 1388 code for a protein of 420 amino acids. The record is from RefSeq and is a predicted model, not a curated record. Gene Ontology annotation, biological process: SCF-dependent proteasomal ubiquitin-dependent protein catabolic process. Gene Ontology annotation, molecular function: protein binding.
AGUAGUAUUGUUGAUUCUCAGUUGGAAAAAUGGCAGCGGUGAAAAGAGCCAGGAUGUUUAAAAUUUGGGUUAUCUGCUAUUCUUUCCGAGAUCUAUUCGCCUGAGGACACGAACAUUCAGGCACAAUGGAUGGUGACUUACUACAGCUCCCAGUUGUUGAUGACGAUGAGAUCCCGGAAGUUCCGGAGGAACCACCGGACAUUGAGAGCCAGCUGGAAAAUUUCCGUGAGAGCUGGCAGAAUGAAAUUCAACAGCAAGCUAAAGAUUUAAAGCUGAAAGAGGGUGGAUCAAACAUCAACCCAGAUACAGAGGAACAUGCCAAGGUGAUGUUUCUCCAGGGAAUGCGAGCCGAACAGUCUGGAUCACUGUAUGAAGCGAUAUCAUUCUACAGACGAGCGAUGCAUCUUGUUCCCGAUAUAGAAAUGAGAAUAGACUAUACCAGUCUUAUACGCCCACGACGAGUGAGACAGGAAAGUGAGAGCUCUGUUGGCAGUGCUGACUUUGAUGACCUUGAAGAUGACCUUGUUAACCAUUUACAAAGGAUAAGAAUACAGGAGGAUGAGAAUACCAUCUGUCUUCCAGAGUAUGAACAAAGGUCCUCCCACAUUUCCUGUCUGCCCAUAGAAGUCCUUAUCCUUGUUUUCAAGUGGAUCAUUACCAACGAUCUGGACAUGAAAUCUCUGGAGAACCUGUCUGAGGUUUGUCGUGGCUUCUAUCUGUGUGCUCGAGAUGAAGAAGUAUGGCGACUUGUAUGUUUGAGAAUGUGGGGAGUGAACUGCGGCAGUUGUAAGAAGUUUGGCAGCUGGAGAAUGAUGUACAUUGAAAGGCCACAUCUACUUUUCCACGGUUGCUACAUCUGUAAAUGUACGUACACCAGACCAGGCGAGAAAAGUUUGGAUGGAUUCUACCGACCCUGGCAUGUUGUGGAUUACUACAGAUAUGCCAGGUUCUUUCCAGACGGUGUGAUGCUGAUGCAUACAAGUUCUGAUGAACCAAUGGUAAUGCUGGCCAAACUAAGGUCUAAACAGGCCAGAGAACAGGGACUCCUGAGAGGCUACUACCGACUCCUGGGGGACAGGGUAACCGGAGUACUGAAACGAGUGAAAACAGGCAAGGAUAGCAGUGCUUACCUUAAACAUCCCAGGCACCGCGAGCAGAUGAGAAACAUGCACAGCAAUGAACAGACUUACCAUGUGGAGUUUGAGAUCUCCAAUGCAGGAAAACGCAAACACUCUCGACUGAACUGGCUGCAGUACUCGGUACACAUCAGAUACAAGAUCAAUGAAUCGGAGACCGUGUCUGAUUUUGAGUUAAACAACAAGAGUUACCCCCCUUUGUUGUUCUCCCGGGUAAAAAGCUACAGCUCCAUGUUUGAACCCCAAAAUUAGACGACACUCUACGACAGAUGAAGACAGAGAUACUCGGUGAAGAAUAUUUUAUCUGGUAGACAGCCAGUGUAGACUUCCUGAUGGACAGUUCCUCAUCAAGACAGGGUGAUGACGAAGAAUUCAUAAAUUGUACCUAGAAUCCCAUAUUCUUGUGAAAACUUUGAAGAAUUAUUAUAACAAUCAUGCUAAUAAUUUCACAAAAAAAAAUCAUAUGAUUAUGAGAAUUAUUUUGGUAAUUCAACGAAUAAAUCAUGAUAAAAAUUUUAUCAUAAAUUUUAUGAAAAAAACUGUUAAAAUAAUUAGAUUCUUAAUGAUUCAGUAAAAAAUAUAAUAUAAAUUAUCAUGUGGAUUCAGUGUCAAAAUCACAAUAAAAGUCAUUUUCUAUGUUUAGUGACAAUUCAGGGAAUAAGAUUUUUAGAGAAAAGUGUUGUUGUACAUUAUGUAGAGUUUUCAUUUGAGUAUGAUAAUCAACCGAUUCUAAUAAUAUUCCUGAAAGGAUUAUAGUGGUUUGUGAAACCAAAUACUGAAUAGGAUUAUAAAACCCAGAAGAAUGAACUCAGAACAUUUAGUUGAUUUAAUUAAGCUGAAAUAAAUCUAAACAAAAUAAAUUGCACAAAGUCCUAUAAAGUAAGUUCUACAUGAAUGUCACUAUACUCAAUUAAAGUUGACUUCAUUCAGAAGUAAAAUUGUAAUAUUAUAUAAUAUAAUUUCAACCUCAUCAGAACAGAUGUACAGAAGUGUUGCUUACUAGGUAAAUAGUCUUUUUAUAUAACAUAUUACCCAAACUUAUUCUAUAACUAAUUCUAAAUUGUAACAUAAUUGAUUUACAUUUGUGUGUGAUGUUGUUACACUUUAGAAUUAAUUAUAAAAUAAGUGUAACAUGUAGUAUGGUUUGGUAUAGACACGUCCUCGUCAAUGUACUGGACUGUUCAUCAACGGUGGUUAUAUAGUAAUCAAGGUUAACAAUGGUGACAUGGAUAUUGACGAGGCAGACAACACUACCUACAAUAUUCAGCUUCAUUAAUUAAUUAAAUUUUGAUGUUGACUUAUAUUCAAAUGAAGACGGUACAUUGUACAAAGAUUGUGUAAACAUCUGGUUUUGACUAUAGAAUUUAGACUACUUACUAGAGUGUAGAAUUUUUUUUUUAUAUGUUAGUUUCAUUGUUUUUUUUUUCUUAAUUUACGUCUUGAGAAUUUGUCAGUCAUUCACAUAAUUGGCUACUAUAUAAUUAUAUGCUGCCAUAAAUUAUGCACAGUUUUGACAUGAAAUAAUUCAAUUAACCUUUCCUGAACCUAGAACCUACAUGUAUUUUGUUUGCGAUUAUGGCAGCUUCUUAUCUCAGUGGUAAGAAAAAGAUUUUUUUUAAUGUGAGCUGAUUACACAGGGACAUGUUGGUAUAUUUAUAUUUUAUGUGUACAGAUUGUGGGAUGGAGAUCUCAACAAAGUGGAUGUAGCAAAGACAAUUUUCAAGCAAAUGCCAUUCAUGAAUUAAAAAAUUCAUAUUUAGAAAUCUAAUCUAAAUCACAAAAUUUCCUCCUGAAAAACUCCUUUUAAAUUCCUAAAAUUGUCUUCCAAUAAGAAAACCCUGUAAUGGCUAUUUCUAGAAUGUUACAAAAGUAACUAUAAGGAAGUAUGUGAGAUUUUGUUAUCAGGUCCAGGAGAUUGUGGAAAUAUCAAACUGUAAAACCUCUACCAGCAUAAUAAUCUAUGCUGUAACAAUAUCAGCUGUUAAAUAAAUCUGACAUGGAGUCAUUCAACAUGAUAAUAAAACUUAAAGGUCUCCUUG